GCUGAGCGCACCCCCCGCCCCCGGCUGUGGGAAGGGGCCGGGCCAGCUGCCUGACGUCUGUGCUGGGCUCGGAAGAUGGCUGCGGAGCCGAGCAACGGGCAGUGGCUGCGGCGGCGGCGGCGGGCGGGGAGCUCAGCGGGCGAGGUCUCCGCCUUGCGCGUGGGGCGCUGAGCGGAGAGGCGCGGAGGCGGCGAGGGUGCGUGGGGGGCUUAGGGGGCCGCUCGGCGCAGCCUCUCCGCCACCCGCAGCACCAUGGGCAGCGCGGAUCACGCAGUCAAAGAGAAACUGCUGUGGAACGUGAAAAAGGAGGUAAAGCAAAUCAUGGAGGAGGCUGUCACCAGGAAGUUUGUGCAUGAAGACAGCAGCCACAUCAUUGCUCUGUGUGGUGCGGUGGAGGCUUGCCUCCUGCAUCAGCUGAGACGCCGUGCCGCCGGCUUCCUACGCAGUGACAAGGUGGCUGCUCUGUUCACCAAGGUGGGGAAGACGUGCCCAGUGGCUGGGGAGAUUUGCCACAAGGUACAAGAGCUGCAGCAACAAGUAGAGGGCAGGAAACCCUUGGCUAGUAACCAGGAAGCCCUGCGGAGACAGGGCUCUGCUGGUGGGAAGGCCCCAGCCCUCAGCCCACAAGCCUUGAAACACAUAUGGGUACGCACAGCGCUCAUCGAGAAGGUGCUGGACAGGGUCGUGCAGUACCUGGUGGAGAACUGCAGCAAGUACUAUGAGAAGGACGCGUUACUGGCAGACCCUGUGUUUGGUCCCAUCUUGGCCUGUCUUCUAGUGGGACCCUGUGCCUUGGAGUACACCAAGCUCAAGACAGCUGAUCACUACUGGACUGACCCUUCUGCUGAUGAGCUUGUCCAGAGACACCGUAUCAGGGGUCCCUUUAAUCGCCAGGACUCCCCUGCGAAGCGCCCAGCCCUAGGAAUCCGGAAGCGGCACUCGAGCGGCAGCACCUCGGAGGACAGGCUAGCUGCCUGCGCCCGCGAGUACGUGGAGUCCCUGCACCAGAACUCGAGGACGCGGCUGCUCUACGGCAAGAACAAUGUGCUGGUGCAGCCGAAGGAGGACAUGGAGGCUGUCCCUGGCUACCUCUCCCUGCACCAGUCUGCAGAGAGCCUAACUCUGAAGUGGACUCCCAACCAGCUCAUGAACGGGACUCUGGGGGACUCUGAGCUGGAAAAGAGCGUUUACUGGGACUAUGCCCUGGUUGUGCCCUUCAGUCAGAUUGUCUGCAUCCACUGCCACCAGCAGAAAAACGGUGGCACACUCGUGCUGGUGAGCCAGGACGGCAUCCAGAGGCCGCCGCUGCACUUCCCACAGGGGGGACACCUGCUGUCCUUUUUGUCCUGCCUGGAGAACGGACUUCUGCCUCGAGGACAGCUAGAGCCCCCGCUCUGGACCCAGCAGGGGAAGGGGAAGGUGUUCCCCAAGCUACGGAAACGCGGCAGCAUGCGGCCCGUGGAUGUGGAGGAGAUGGGCACAGGGUGGGCCACGGACUACGUGUUCCGGAUUGUUUACCCUGGUCACAGACACGAGCACAAAAAGCAAGUGUUUUCCAUUGCUGAUAGCAAGAUGGAGAGAACAAACACAAUCAUCCACAACUCAGUCAAAGUAUCCCCUCACGUGCAGAAAAAUCAGGCGGAGGCUGGGAAGUGUUGGGCACCUCCCUCUCACCACUGCCAUCUCUGGGCUCUGGACCGGGCAGGUGCCACCCCCGCAGCUCUCCACCAAUGGGUGGCUUCAUGCUGCAGCUCUGGCCACAGAGAUGCUGGUGACAUGAUCGAGAUGCAGGGCUUCGGGCCCAGCUUGCCGGCCUGGCACCGAGAGCCCCUGUGCAGCCAGGGCUCUCCCUGCCUCUCCUGCUCCACCGGCAGCUGCCCAUAUGCAACUCCCAAGCACUGCACCUGUGUCCCUGACCGGUUGCCCCUCAGGCUGCUGUGUGAGAGCAUGAAGAGGCAGAUCGUGUCUCGGGCCUUCUACGGCUGGCUGGCACACUGCCGCCACCUGUCCACGGUGCGGACCCACCUGUCGGCACUGGUGCACCACAACAUCAUCCCGCCCGCCCGGCCCCCCGGGGCCUCGGGGGGCCUCACCAAGGAUGUGUGGAGCAAGUACCAGAAGGAUGAAAAGAACUACAAGGAACUGGAGCUGCUGCGGCAAGUUUACUAUGGAGGCGUGGAACACGAGAUCCGCAAGGACGUCUGGCCCUUUCUGCUUGGCCACUACAAGUUUGGCAUGAGCAAGAAGGAGAUGGAGCAGGUGGACACAGUGGUGGCAGCAAGGUACCAGCGGGUAUUGGCGGAGUGGAAGGCCUGCGAGGCGGUGGUGCGGCAGCGGGAGCAGGAGGCUCACCCAGCCACGCUCACCAAGUUCUCCUCGGGCAGCAGCAUCGACAGCCACGUGCAGCGCCUCAUCCACCGAGAUUCCACCAUUAGCAAUGACGUGUUUAUCUCUGUGGAUGAUCUGGAGCCCCCAAAGCCCCCAGGCACUGAAGAUCCCAGAGUGGAGCCCGAGGGGCACGCAGGCGCAGGGCCCCCGGGCACUGCCGCAGUGGAGCAGCAGCAGUCAGUGGAGUUCGAUUCUCCAGACUCGGGACUGCCUUCCUCUCGAAACUACUCCGUGGCCUCAGGCAUCCAGUCGAGCAUAGACGAGGGGCCCAGUGUGGGCUUCGAGGAGGAGGACUGCGGUGGGGAGGAAGGCUCUGAUGGGCCAGUACCUUCAGUCCACGCUUUCUCUGAGUCCCAAGAUUCCAGCCAAGAGAAGGCCUCGGAGGCAGGGGAGGAGCUGGCGGCCGUGUGCACCUCUGCCUACACUAUAGAACUACUAGACACUGUGGCCUUAAACCUGCACCGAAUUGACAAGGACGUGCAGCGAUGCGACCGCAACUACUGGUACUUCACCACCCCCAACCUGGAGCGGCUCCGAGACGUCAUGUGCAGCUACGUGUGGGAGCACCUGGACAUGGGCUAUGUGCAGGGCAUGUGUGAUCUGCUGGCACCGCUCCUGGUCAUCCUCGAUAAUGAUCAGCUGGCCUACAGCUGUUUCAGCCACCUUAUGAAGAGGAUGAGCCAGAACUUCCCCAGUGGGGGCGCCAUGGACACCCACUUUGCGAACAUGCGCUCCCUCAUCCAGAUCCUGGACUCAGAGCUGUUUGAACUGAUGCACCAGAACGGAGACUACACCCACUUCUACUUCUGUUACCGCUGGUUCCUGCUAGAUUUUAAGAGAGGCCCGUGGGCAGCCAGGCUCAGCCUGAGCCCCUGGCUGUGCCCAGAGCUGCCGUAUGAAGACGUGUUCGCCGUGUGGGAGGUGAUCUGGGCGGCCCGGCACAUCUCCUCGGAGCACUUCGUCCUGUUCAUCGCCCUGGCCCUGGUGGAGGCCUACCGUGAGAUCAUCCGUGACAACAACAUGGACUUCACCGACAUCAUCAAGUUCUUCAAUGAGCGAGCUGAGCGUCAUGAUGCCCAGGAGAUCCUGCAGAUCGCCCGGGACCUUGUCCACAAGGUGCAGAUGCUCAUAGAGAACAAGUGAGGACUGCCACCCGAGGCAGCAGCCAGCCAGAGCCUGGGCCCCAGGUGCCCCGGGCCCCGCAGGGAGAGGUGUGGGGCAGCACAGCAGAGACCGCCCUCUCAGCCAGUCCUGCCUGCCCAGCUGUGUUUCUAACAAAGUGCUUGUGAGCCUGGGAUCUGACUCCAGGCAGUUCUGGCUCUGCAGAGCAAGUCAGGGGCCAGGGAGGGAAGGGGCGGCCUCAGGGAGCAGCUGACUUGGGGAAUACCUACUCUGUUCCCUUCUCAAACACCUGGAAAUAGCCCCACUGCCACCAGCAGCCUCGGGCUGGACUGCUCCCACGUCUUCUCCUGGGUCAGCCUGGGGCCCUCCAGAGUGAUCAGGGCUGUAGUUGCCUGGGCCCCUCUGGUGAGGGUCAUGUGAAGCAAGGGGCCUCUGAUGUACUUCUUCUGAGAGUCCCUUUGCAGGCCUAGUGCGUGUGUGCACACCAACCCCAGCUGGGCAUGUUUCCUGGGCUGCCUUCUGGGCCCUCCCAUGAGACUGAGGGGCAGUCAGGAGCUGGGCCCUGGGUGGGAGCAGCCCACCUCAGUGGCACUACUGCUGUCUAUGGCCUCCUGAGGCGACCCCACACACUACUCCAGCCUGUACAGCAGGCCUGUGUGUAUCUGUACGAUCCCACUCUUGCCGCCUUGUCUUGCUUCACACGUUAGAUCCAUCCCAGAAAGCUGUGUGGGUGAUACUUUGCCAGCUGAAUGUGGUUGGAGCACUUCCUCUAGAGAGGAGUCCCAGGGCGAUUCUUUUGGGAUGUGAUCCUGUCACAGCCUCCUCUCAAAGGUGACCCCCAAACUUGGAGGCAGCCCAUUGUCCCAGGCACCUGCUGAGUCCCUGAGGUUGGAGGGAAGAGGUGCCUGGGUCCCCCUUGUUUGUUGCUGCUGAGAAGCAAGGCUAGCUCUGCCUUCCACAGGCUUCUCGGGAUGUUGAGAGGCAUAUGGACCCAGAGCCCCCCUUGGAAGAUUCUCACUCACUGGGGGGUAGGGGCAUGUCAUGCUGCUUGCUCUGUCAUCCCCUCCCCACCCCCAACACAUGCAGGCUAGCUAGGCCUUGCCCCAGGGCUGGGGCCUGCCCUUAGUCUGCCCCCAGACUAAGGUCUGGAGACUUCCUACACUUGAGAAACACAAAAAAGGGCCCAGAAGUCCUGCAUCUGGCUGGCACAGCCUCCCCCCACACCCCUGCCCUGGGCACUGCACGGCCUGUUUGGGGGCUAGCCCACCCCAUUGCCCACUUGUGUCCGUGAGUCCUUGGCCUCCCCCAAGCUCGGUGGCCAUUAUGUGCCUGCCUUAGUGACUCAGUGGUUUUGUGAGGAACAGAGUCUGUAUGUAUUUUGGCUCAAAAACUGCUCUUCAGUGUGACAAACCAAUAAACACAGCACUUGGCAAUG
Phyllostomus discolor (pale spear-nosed bat) is the source of this 4945-nucleotide messenger RNA. It is a transcript of the gene SGSM2, whose product is annotated as small G protein signaling modulator 2. The record is from RefSeq and is a predicted model, not a curated record. Gene Ontology annotation, molecular function: GTPase activator activity. Bases 253 to 3531 code for a protein of 1092 amino acids. NCBI's taxonomy places the organism in Eukaryota, Metazoa, Chordata, Mammalia, Chiroptera, Phyllostomidae. The transcript is spliced from 24 exons.